This is a messenger RNA of Darwinula stevensoni, 492 nucleotides long. NCBI's taxonomy places the organism in Eukaryota, Metazoa, Arthropoda, Ostracoda, Podocopida, Darwinulidae. The record is from the annotation of a GenBank genome assembly.
CGACCGAAAUCGACGGGAUCCGAUGCUACGAGCAUGGCAACUCCAGAAGUCGGGAAUGUGCAAUUGAGGAAGGCGACUCGGGAUGGCGAAAAAAGAAAUUCAAAGAGGACGAAGAAGUGCAAGUACCUCGUGCAGGUGUUUGGUUGCGGGUAUCGCGGAAAAAAGAUGAAGUUAUGCCCCAAACACAAACACGACCUGUUACCGAAACUGUGCCACGUCCUGCGCCUACCAGAGGAAGUUCCCUUUCACAUGGAGAUCUACGACGAAGAAUGGAAGGAGUUCGUCGACGUGGACUUGAUUCGGCUGCCCGACGAGGCGACGCUGCGAGUGCGCUUCGGGGAAUCCGAGGAGAACACGAAAGUUUCUGGGGCUGUGAAGCGUUUGUCGAAGAAGCGGUACAUGACCCUUAUGCACCGGUUCCUCAUGUACUGCAUAUUCCGUCCAGAUGUUCUGCACGUCUUUCCAUAUGUCCAGAGGAAGAGCAUCUUAUGA